AUGUACGCCUCACGAUUACGCCCUGUAGCCCACAGGCUGGCGCGCCAGUGUGCGCACUCCCAGCGGUCGUUUGCCGUCACAGCCCGCCAAUUGGACUCGGCAACGGCCGUCCCCGCGGCCAAGACGGCCGCGUCGCCCGCCGUUCCCCAGAAGCUCCCCGAAGAGCCCACCACCGCAGUCCAGCAGGCCCCGAACCGGACAGAGAUCUGGUCCCGCAGCCAGCAGCCCCGCUCACAGGCCAUGACGGGCCCGCGCUUCGAGCAGACCGACUUUGAUCUCCAGCCCCAAUCAUAUGCCGCUAUCGAGCUCAUCCACGAGCAGCCAGUACGCUGGACGCAUGACCGCGUCGUGGCAUGCGACGGCGGCGGCGGCGCGGCCGGGCAUCCCCAGAUCUUCAUCAACACGGACAAGCCCGAGAUUGCCACCUGCGGAUACUGCGGCCUGCCAUUUGCAAACGAACAUCACCGAAAGCACUUGGAAUCUCUACCAGAGACUUCGUACCCUCUCUGA
Molecule: messenger RNA, 510 nt
Organism: Lasiosphaeria miniovina
Lineage: Eukaryota; Fungi; Ascomycota; Sordariomycetes; Sordariales; Lasiosphaeriaceae
Product: zinc-finger domain-containing protein
Exons: 3
Coding region: 1-510 (169 amino acids)
Biological process (GO): mitochondrial electron transport, NADH to ubiquinone
Source: RefSeq, a predicted model, not a curated record